Solanum tuberosum (potato) is the source of this 3302-nucleotide messenger RNA. RefSeq names its product pentatricopeptide repeat-containing protein At5g56310-like. Gene Ontology annotation, molecular function: protein binding; RNA binding. The coding region runs from base 9 to 1709 and encodes 566 amino acids. The record is from RefSeq and is a predicted model, not a curated record. The transcript is spliced from 2 exons. Lineage: Eukaryota; Viridiplantae; Streptophyta; Magnoliopsida; Solanales; Solanaceae. Gene Ontology annotation, biological process: RNA modification.
AGAAGCAAAUGUUGCGGCUAUUUUCUAGGCCAUCCUCUAAACUUGUUCAUACUCUACUAAAACCCAACUCCAAUCACCCCCAUCACAACUACCACAAAUCUAAUCUUCAACUACAAGACACAUUUUUACCUUUGCUUAAAAAAUGUUCCAACGAAAAUCACAUUUAUCAAACUCAUGGCUUCAUGGUACAUCGUGCUUUAGAUCAAGACAACUUUAUUCUCAGCCAAUUCUUCCACACAUGUUCGGCCCUUGGCUUUGUCAGCUAUGCAUAUUCAAUUGUCACUUCAAACCCAAAUCCAAACAUAUAUCUUUACAAUACUUUGAUCAGUAUUUUCUCAAGACAACGACAUUUAUCUAUGGAUGCAAUUUGCCUUUAUAAACAAGCUCGAGCCAUUGGCUUAUAUCAUGAUACUUACUCUAUCCCUUUUGUGUUGAAUGCUGUAACUUGUCUCACCACCUCUAGGCAAAUUCACUGUGAAGCUAUUUUAACUGGAUUGAACAAUGAUGUACAUGUAGCAACGUCCCUUGUACGGAUGUAUUCUUCUUUUGGGUGCAUUUCUGAUGCACGUAAGGUGUUUGAUGAAAUGCGUAACAAAGAUGUGGGCUUGUGGAAUGCCAUGAUAGCGGGUUAUGUUAAGGCUCAUGAUAUGGACACCGCCAAGUACCUGUUUGAUAAUAUGCUGGAGAAGAAUGUGGUUUCUUGGACUACCAUCAUUGCGGGCUACGCUCAGGGGAAUCAGUUUUCUCAGGCUAUAGGUGUGUUCAGGAAAAUGAUGAGUGUGGAGGUUAGUGCUAAGCCUGAUGAAGUAACCAUGUUAGCUGCACUUUCAGCUUGUGCCCACUUGGGUGAGCAUGAGUUGGGUGAAUGGAUCCAUAGUUAUAUUAUAAAACACAGGUUACAUAGAAGUGUGUCUCUUAACAAUACACUUAUUGAUAUGUAUGCAAAAUCGGGCAAUGUAAAGAAGGCAGUAGAACUGUUUGAGAGCAUGGAAACAAGGAGUGUUGUUACAUGGUCAACAGUGAUUUCUGCAUUGGCUGUCAAUGGAUAUGGAAGAGAAGCAAUUAACAUGUUUCCACGACUGGAAAUGGUUGGAAUUAGGCCAAACAGUGUCACCUUUAUAGCACUACUAUCUGCAUGUAGCCACGCUGGACUCGUGGAGGAAGGCAGAUUAUAUUUUAAGACAAUGGAAGAAAAACAUGGUAUUAGUCCUGACAUCAGACACUAUGGUUGCAUGGUUGAUCUUUUUGGGCGUGCCGGUUACCUCGACGAGGCUGCAAAUAUGGUUAAAAUGAUGCCGUUUGAAGCAAAUGCAGCGAUUUGGGGAUCUCUUCUUGCUGCAGCCAGGAACCAAGGUCAUGUUGAACUUGGGGAGCAAGCUCUGCAGCAUCUAACUGAAGUCGAACCACAUAAUAGUGGGAAUUAUUCCCUUGUGUCCAAUACAUAUGCUGCUCUUGGUAGGUGGAGUGAAGCUAGGGUAGCAAGAAAGAUCAUGAAGGACACAGGAGUCCAAAAGUUGCCAGGCGGUAGCUUCAUCAAAAUGAAAGAUAAAGUUUAUUAUUUCUAUUCAGGAGACAGAUCACAUCCUCAAUGUGAGAGAAUAUACAGAGUUCUAUCACACUUAAACAGGGUGUCAAAGACGGCACUGCAUGAAUAUUGGGGAUAUGUAGAGCUGCUUGAUGCUGAUAGCCCUCAAGAGGACCACUUAUAAGACAAGAGUGGCAGGAAGUAUUUCCCAAUACAUUUUGUGAGCUCUCAAAGUGAAUAUUCCUUCUAAAUCCAGUGAAGAUGUUGUCCAUGGGUCUUCCUUUUUUGGUUUUCUUCCUCUUAGUGCUCUAGUUAUCAUUUUUUAUUAAAAUGAUACAUAAACUACAUUGCAAUUUUCUGGCAAAAGUUCAAAUUUCCCCCCUAAAUAUUGACUUCCUACCAAAUACUCUAGCCAUUAUUCCUUUGUAUUGUAUUUGCACCAUUUCUCCAGCUUAGCAGAUGGAUCCUCAUUGCUUUUCACCACUAUCCACUUCCACUGAUACAUGUAAUUUUAAGAGCCACUUCAGCGGACACAGUUUCUCGAGAGUGAAUGAUGCCCAUCUCUGCUUUCACUGAACAAUCUCCCUGAAAUGGAAAUUACCUUUGACAAAUACUCUAGUACAGCACAAAGAACCCCAAGAAUAUUCAUCACUUCAGCAUUAAUAGUAAUCAUUAUGGAUCUUAUCCCUCUUUACCACUCUUUUAAUUGGUACCCCUCAGAUUUAGUAGUCCAUCCAUCUGAACUAGCACCCACAUACCAUGUUGAGUAGCAGAAGAUAAAGAUUACAGACAGCCCAAUAUAUAGCAGAACCCUUAAAGUUUCAACAGAAAUCACCAUGAUUAAUGGUGAAAUAGAGCCGCAUCUUUUCCAGCAGUGAAUCAAUGGGUUUUCACCGGAAGAAUCCAUGGAGUUUCGAUGGGUCUGGAAUGAAUAUUGAGUUUUUCAAUGGUCAUAUUUGUGUAGUUGCAAAUGCAGAAACUGACAUCUUGAGAUGUCCAGAGAAACCUAGGAUUUUGUGAAGAUUGGUUUGUAAUUUUAUUAUUGUCAAUACUUAGUCGAAAUUUCCAUUUUACUUUUAUGGUUAAAGGUCAUAGGAAGAAUGAUGGAAAAGUGUGAUGUUUUUUGUCAAUGAUAAUUCUAAUCAAAUAAUAAGAAUGUCGUCUUUCUUGGGAAUUAAUCAGUUGGAAGCAGUUCGAAGCAGUCUAUGGUGCUUUGGAAAUUUCCAAUGAGAAUCUGGUGACAGAAAACAGAACUAACCUCAAGUAAAAAUGAAACCUACAAUCUAAAAAGUCAUUUAGUGCCCGUUUGGAUUAACUUAUUUUUGGGUGCUUUUGACUUUUAAGUUUUUUUUUUUUUUGGAGGUGUUUCGAAAGACUAUAAAGUACAUUUAAGCUCCCACUUUUAGGCCAAAAAGCUUUAAAAUAAGAUCAAAGUCGAAAGUAGGGUACCAUCUACAUGUGUUGUGAAAGGCAAUCGCCUCAUCGCCAAUGGCGAGAGGUGAGGCGAGGUGAAUCUUCAUCGCCUAUUAGCUUUGUGGCGAGGCGAUCUUCAAAAGGCGACGCAUGACGACAAAGGCGAGAGGCGAUUAAGGCAAAAAAGGGGUCACCUUUUGUAUUUUCUUAAAAUAAAGUGACCAAUUUAGGGUUUUAAAAGUCAAAAGGCAAUUUUAAGAUUUUCUUUCUAAAUUUGCUCAGUUGCACUCAUUAGACUACAACUACGGCUCCAACCUCGACUCAACUAGAUUUCUCCGGCAACCAGCCGGACUUUUUCAGCCAU